This is a messenger RNA of Fonsecaea monophora, 1635 nucleotides long. RefSeq lists its product as hypothetical. Gene Ontology annotation, cellular component: membrane. The coding region runs from base 1 to 1635 and encodes 544 amino acids. The record is from RefSeq and is a predicted model, not a curated record. The transcript has 5 exons. Gene Ontology annotation, biological process: carbohydrate transport; transmembrane transport. Lineage: Eukaryota; Fungi; Ascomycota; Eurotiomycetes; Chaetothyriales; Herpotrichiellaceae. Gene Ontology annotation, molecular function: carbohydrate:proton symporter activity.
AUGAAGUUUAACCUCUUCAAUAUUCUGCUCGUGGUUUUUGUGGCGCUUGGUACGCUGUCGACCGCGUAUGGACUUUCCAUCAUUGGUUCAACCUCUGGCCAACCGAACUUCUACGCAUACUUCAAUUUGCCGCCCCAGGGCGAGCCUGGCUAUGCACAUACCACCAACGUCCUCGGCGGACUGAACGGUGCGAACAGUGGCGGUGCUUUCUUGGGAUGCAUCCUCAGUGCCUGGACCGCCGACAAGUAUGGCCGCAAGCCUACCAUGAUGAUCGGGUGUGUUUUCAUCAUCCUUGGUGGCGCCUUGAAUGCGGGCUCCGUUGCCAUCUCCAUGUUUGCCAUCGGCCGCGUUGUGGCCGGAGUUGGCUCGGGCAUCAUGGCCAUCGUCACGCCCAUGUACCAAGGGGAAAUCGCCACGGCCGAGACUCGCGGUGCCAUGAUGUCCAUCACGGGCGUCAUGUGGGCUUGCGGUUAUACCUUUGCCGGAUGGAUUGGAUACGGCUGUUCCUACAUACCGGGCACCUCGCGCCAUGCUUCUGCCGCCUGGCGUUUCCCCUUGGCGUUUCAAUGCGUUCCCGCUUUGAUUGUCCUUGCCGGCAUCAAAUUCAUCCCCGAAUCCCCCCGUUGGCUGUUGAGUCACGACCAAGACGAGGCAUCGUUCAACGUUCUGAAACGUAUCCACGCCCAGGCGGGCGACCCUGACCACAUCAAAGCCAAGGAGGAGUUCUACCUGAUGGAGAAGCAGCACAAGGCCGACAAACAACUCUCUUUGAACCGAAGCUUCGAAAUUCUACGUACCAAGGCCAAUCGAUAUCGUGCCCUGGUCUCCGUGUUGCUCAUGUUCUUCGAUCAAAUGCAGGGUGUCUACGUCUUGGCCAACUACGGCGUGCUGAUCUACGGCUCGCUCGGACUGAGUGGCAAGAUACCGCUGCUCCUCAACGCGUGCUGGACCACGUAUGCCAUCGUCGGCAAUACUGUCACCGUAUUCAUUGUCGAUCGCUUUGGGCGCCGGCGACUAUUGCUGAUUGGUACUAUGGGCUGUCUCACCAGUCUGAUAUUCGAGGCGGCACUCACGGCAACUUACCUUGGCACAAACAACAAGGCCGGCCUGCACGCGUGUGUAUUCUUUGUGUGGCUGUUCAUCACCUUUUGGGCCUGUUGCGUGGAUGCUACGCAAUUCGUCUACGUGUCUGAAAUUUGGCCAAACCACCUCCGGUCUCAGGGUACUGCACUGGGGUUGGCGACUUUCUUCUUGGCCAGUGAGAUCACGCUGGUCGCCGCUCCCGUGGCCUUGAACGCAAUCACUUGGAAAUUCUACCUCGUCCUCAUUUGCCCCACUUUCGUCUACAUCUUCGUUAUUUAUUUCCUCUUCCCUGAGACCAAAGGUCGGACGCUCGAGGAAGUCGGGUCGCUUUUCGGGGACAAGCAUAUCGUUGCACAUUGGUACGGUAUCAGCGAAGAGGAGAAGGAGAAGAUCCAUCAAGGUGCUCUGCAUCUCACGGAGUCUGGCCAGAUUGUGGAUGAGGUUGUUGACGACCUCCAACCAGCCGCAAAACCCGAGAACGUCGCUGAACAUCUUGAGAAACCAACGUCGUCAGGAAUUCCUGUUCGAUUGAACACCGGCGAAGCUGAUUAA